This is a messenger RNA of Lutra lutra (Eurasian river otter), 5521 nucleotides long. It is a transcript of the gene DBX2, whose product is annotated as developing brain homeobox 2. Bases 51 to 1085 code for a protein of 344 amino acids. The transcript has 4 exons. Gene Ontology annotation, molecular function: DNA binding; DNA-binding transcription factor activity, RNA polymerase II-specific. Gene Ontology annotation, biological process: regulation of transcription by RNA polymerase II. The record is from RefSeq and is a predicted model, not a curated record. Lineage: Eukaryota; Metazoa; Chordata; Mammalia; Carnivora; Mustelidae.
GGCCCCGUGCGGGGCGCGGAGCGAGAAGCGGGCGCGCCCGCGGCCGCACUAUGAUCCCCAGCGCCGUGGCGGCCCACUCCGGCGCGUACUGGGACGUGGUAGCGUCCUCCGCGCUCCUCAACUUCCCCACAGCGCCGGGCUUUGGCAACCUGGGCAAGAGUUUCCUGAUCGAGAACUUGCUGCGGGCUGGGGGCGCCCCGCCGCACGGGCUGCAGCCACCCACGCACCACGGCCCCGCGUCAGCUCUAGUCGCCGCCGCCGCCGCCACAGCCGCCCGCGCGCAGGUCCGGCCCCUGCCGGCCAGCCCUGUUCCCCUCAAGCUGUGCCCCGCGGCGGAACAAGUCAGCGCCUCCGGCGCGCCGUACGGCACGCGUUGGGCUUUUCAAGUGCUCAGCCCCUCGGCUGACGGCCCCAGGCUGCCGGGCCGGGCCCCGGCGGACCGAGACUGUACCUUCCAGCCUUCAGCCCCAGCGUCUUCCAAACCUUUUUUCCUGAGCACCCCUCCAUUCUACUCGGCAUGCUGCGGUGGGUCCUGUCGGCGCCCUGCAUCCCCCACUGCUUUUGCAAGAGAAGAGAGCGUGCUGCCUCUCCUGACACAGGACUCUAACUCCAAAGCUCGGAGGGGUAUUUUAAGAAGAGCUGUUUUUUCUGAGGAUCAGAGAAAGUCUCUGGAGAAAAUGUUUCAGAAGCAGAAAUAUAUCAGCAAAACAGACCGAAAGAAACUCGCCCUCAGCUUGGGACUAAAGGAAUCACAGGUGAAAAUUUGGUUUCAGAACAGAAGAAUGAAGUGGCGGAAUUCCAAAGAGAAGGAAGUGCUUUCCAACAGGUGUGUCCAAGAAGUAGGCCUUCCAGAGGAUCCCCUUUCACGGUCUGCUCUGGGGUUCCCUUCUCCAUGUCCUUCGCUCUGGGAAGUCUCCCAGCAGCACUCGAGUCCAAGAUGGAGGGAGAAUUCACCAGAACCUUCAGAAAGACUCAUCCAGGAGAGUUCACGGGCAGCGCCCCUGGAAGCAAAGUCACUGCAGGGUGCCUUAUAUUUGUGUUCCGAAGAAGCUGGAGACAAGAGUGUCCUUGCUGGGGCGGUCUGAAUCUAAGCCUUCCUCUAUGUUAAUUUAAAAGGACGCUUAACUAAUAGCAUUUGGACUCUAAAGCCAGCUAGCUUGUGCCUCAUCGGUGCCUAAAAUGUACUACCUUUGGAGUGAUGCAUGAACUAAUACUUUAGGAAACCCUCUCCAGUGUUCUCUUGUUGGGCUCCCACACUCAGGCUUAAUGUUUAAGUGGAAUAGAAUCUCCCAGAAAGUACAAAGGAACUGAAAAAAUGAGAGUUACAGUUAGCUCAGUCCCUGCUCUGAAUAUGUGUGUAUAUAUGUGUUUGUCUUUACGUGUGUAUAUAUAUAAAUAUUCAUUGAAAUACAUUAGUAGGACUAGUUCCUCUUUAAAUAUUGUACCAAGCAAAUUCAUGUCCUUUUAUAUGAGGAAAAAACAAUUAUUGACUGGAUGUUAAUAAUUUUUUGAAAAUAAUGUAAUAUUUGGAUUUUGGUCCAACAUGUUUUUUUUUUUUUUUAAUUCCCUAUUUUCUGGUUUCUUUCAGUGUCCAGCUAUAAGUGAAACUUUAACAACUCAGCUCAGCUACCCUAAUCGAAUGAGCCACUAUUAGAUAUAUACACUGAAAGUAUAUACUUAAAUGUAAUCCAACAAGAAAACUAGAAGAAUUUCUGAAUGAGACUAUUAGAACCCUAAAUUUUCCAAGUCUCUGGACUUCAUCAGGACAUCAUUGAGGGAGGUACCCAUUUAACUAAUGAUUAUCUUUUGAUCUCUUCUCUGUGAGGAUGGGCCUUAAUCAAGGUUUGCAAAAUGAAAUGCCUUUAAGGGCCUAUCAGUAAAGAAAGGGCAUGGUCCACUUAAAAAUAUUUGAGUUUAAUAAUUUACGAAAUACUGUGUUGGGCAAAUGAAACCUCUGUGCCAAGCAGUUUGUGACCUCUGGCCAAGACUUAAAGAAAUGUCACAGUUCCUAAAAUGUUCCCAACUGGACUUCAAAACACAAUACUGAGGGAACUGGUAGUGGAUUUCUGUUUGCACUUCUAGUUAUAGACUCAAUUUUCCACUUAGGUGGUAUACACUAUAUAUAUUAGGUUAUUUUUAUGUAUUAACAAGCACCACACAGAUGUUUUGUGUGUUUUGUUGUUCCUGAAAUAGUCGUAUUAUAAAAUUGCAUUUCUGGUAACGAUUUGCUUAGUUAAUCUAGAAAUUUUUAUUCAAGGUCCAAGAAAAAAUUACGUUUCACUUUGAAGGAAAUGAGGCAGAAAAAGGAAUUGAUGUGGUUUCGAACUAGGUUAUUAUUAAUCUGUGGACAAGAAACGUUAUUAGAAGUUCAUGUUGUGGAAUUUUGUUAGUGAGAAAGCUGUGUAAAGGGAGUGGCUUCUAAUUUGCUUAAAUUCCUAGUUAUAGACUUUGAAGCUUUAGGGUUUAGAGAAGGUAAUAUCUAAAAGGACAACCGUUUUAGUUGGCAUCAGGAAAUGAUUUUGUCUGAGCGUGAUUAGAAUUGGGGUAUGCAAAAAAAAAAAAAAAAAAAGAAUUAGGGUAUGCUAGCUUGUGUCUUUAUCACGAGAUGCUUUACUUAAAAGUCCUCUCAGAAGAAGCUUGUCCUAGUGUCUCUGUGGGAAAGAGGAGCAGGGAUCUGCGGACAACAAUUUAAAAUUUAAAACCUAUCUUAAAAUGAUUUGUAAUAUUGUUGUUGUUGUUGUUGUUUUCCCCUUGGUAGAAUGUUAACCUCACCUACAUUUAUUGGAUGCACCAGAGAAUGUGCUAAGCCUUUAGGGUGAAUUAAUUCAUGGUGGUCCUCAUGACAGUAGCCGUAGGAGGUAGGCGUUAUUAUUGUCAGGAUUGCUUUUUCCCAGGUGAGGGCGUAAGGCUAUGAGUAGGGUGAUGGCCCAAGGUCAUGAGGUUAAUAAAUGGGAUUUGGACCUGGCCAUCAAGUUUCAAAUCUUGAAAUCCUACCAGCCAUAUUGGGGGGUGUGUGUGCAUACCACUGUAGAAUGUAUUCACCAGCUAUGGGAUGCAUUGUAAGACAUAACGUUUCUGGGAUUGCAGUAAGAUUUAUUAAAGAAUUUCAGAAGUGUAUUGUACUUUAUGAUCUCUUACUUGGGGAAUGGUUUUCUUUCUAGUGUUCUCUUCUCUAUUAACUUUGAAGUUUGGGGAACGUAAAGAAUUGCAAAAGCCUUUAACUAUGAAGCCUCUAUAGAAAAUAGUCCCAUAGGAGUGUUUCAGUGAAAUGAAACUAUGUUUUUUUAUCACUCACUGCUAAAAAUUUAAAGUGCUUAUCUAUGGUUAAUGUUUCUUGAGAAUAACUUGAAGUUAAAUGAGAGCAACCUGCUUCACGGCACCUGAUAAGCCAGGUUUUAUGUGGGCUAAUUGGUGCUCAAAUGAUCUUCCCCAGACUUUUACGCCAAGCUCUGAGACUCAGCAGGGGCUUUUUUAUACUGUAAGGUUGGCCUGAUAUUCAAAUAUGCAAAUAAAUAUUUUAAUUGGUUUCUACUCUGGAAUGCCUUAAGGCUCCGGAAAGUACAGUUUAGAUGACUAUGUUAGGGAUACUUAGGACACAUGCAGAGACGCGUACACUUGGUGCUCAUACGUAAGCCUGCUGUGCCUUCACUUUGCCUUCACUCACCUGAAUUACUUGAGAGAACUACUGAGUGUGGUAUUCUAAUGGACAGUUCUCUCUUAAUUUGUAGUCUGCCAACUCUCCACCCACCCCACCUCCCUCUACCUCAAAGACUUACACAUGUAUUUUCCCCUGUUCUCUCGAUGCAGAUUCCUUUUCUCCAUGUGGUCACAUAUUCAUGUAUUUGUUGUCUGCUCUCCAGGAAAAUUCUGCUCUGGUAAGCACCCAAACCAGAGAAGCCUGGAGGCAAAGGUAUUUUAAAAUUUUUAGAAGACAUUUUCCCAUGGAUUUUAGGCAGGUGAGAAGGAAAAAAAAAAUGGUUAGCACCAUCCUCUAGCUUGUACAAAGGUAAAUAUUUUAUAAAGCUAAAUAUAAAGAGUUGGAAGUAUAUAGUGGGUUAGGAAUGGUCGCUGGGUCUGGAGACAGUGAAGGCCACGGUCAUUGAAGUUGAAAAGGCAAUUCUGUUUUCUUAGUGAUGAAGUGGGUUGAAUGGGGAACCCAACUGCUUGCUCCAAUGAUUCUCAAACUUCAUAAAUUCAUACAUAUGAACAUUCCAUACCUUCCAACCAGUUUUGGGUAUGUGCUCAGAUUUCUGCAAUAUACCUCAUACAUUCUCUUCACCAGCCACACCUCCCACUCUACCCCUUGAGAAUCAUUACACAUGUUUUUCUCUUUUCAAAUAUAAAUUAAUAAUUAAAUAUGCUCGUUCAGGCCACCCAUGUCCUUUCUGGCCCCUCUAAUUCUGCAUUCUGAUUCUUUUUUUUUUUUUUUUUAAAUCUACACACUCCUCAGCAUGUUCCAUGACCUAACUGCUAAUGACCAGUGAUUUCUUCAAGCUCUGCUGGCCUCUUAUACAGCAAAGCUCAUUCCACUGUGUUCAUAAGCUUGUUAGACACUGCCUCUGCAGUCAUCUGAAAUCCACAAAAAUAUUUUUUCUUUUUGGAUUUCAACACUUACUGGGUACUUGGUGUGAGGCACAGUCCUAGGCUCUGUAUAAACAAAUGUGAGGAAGAACGUGGUCCUUGCCCUCAAGAAACUUACAAUCAGUCUUUUUGCCAAACAACUUUUGAUAUAUUCCAUGUGUCAGUAACUGGAUCAGGUAAAUUUGGAGCAAAAAAUAAACUUCUAAGGUCCUCUAAAACCACUAUCUCUCCAUGUGCAAUUAGUGGGGCAGGGCGAGGGGGAGUGGGGCAAAGUUUAUUAAGUGCCCCACUAUUCAGAAAAAUACAAGCUACCUGGCAUUAUUGGUUUUCUAUCUCUCCUCCAUUCAGGCCACAUUGGUCCCAAAAGGAGUCAGAGCCUAAGGGAAGAAUUCAUUAUUUUUUUAUUGAUGAUAGUGCAUCCUACCCUCUACUUUUGUAUUUCUACCUUCUCAGUCUCAGAUCAAUCUGAGGUGGUGGGUGGGAACAGGGAAGGAAAAGCAAAUAACACAAGUGAUGGAGAAACUAGGAUGAUAAGUAUUCUCAAAUAUAUAAGGAAAAUUUUGCAUAAUUAAUUUAUAUUAUUUAUAAACCGUCUCUAAAAUAAGUAACUACUUUAAGAAUGUUGUACAAGCCUCACAAAGAUGGUUAUUACCUUCAGCCAUUAGUUGAGUUCCAUUACAAUGUUAUUUUUGGUUGUAAGAGUGACACAUGCUCAUUGUGAAGAAAUACCCUUGAAAAUUUAGCUAACAAAAAUCCCUGUGUAAUUACACCAUUUGGAUAUAGCCAAUUUAGCUCUUUUAUGAAAAACUUUCACUUUGAAUGUAUGUACAUGUAAAGGUGUGUAUGACUAAACAAAUUUGGUCAUGUUAUGUAUACAGUCUAUCCUGCUUUUUUUAACUCAACUUUUUACAGAGAACAUUUCCCCAUGCCAUUUAAUAAA